Molecule: messenger RNA, 1542 nt
Organism: Dermacentor albipictus
Lineage: Eukaryota; Metazoa; Arthropoda; Arachnida; Ixodida; Ixodidae
Source: RefSeq, a predicted model, not a curated record
GUCUAUUCGUUGCCCACGAGAACGAAACAUGGUGCCAGAAGUGGGAUGCAAGGCUACCAGCUCAAGCGAAUGGUACCUGGGAUAGGCGAACGUGAGAAGCAACGACAUGGAGCACCUGAGGCAACCUGAAUCGCUACGCCUGACAGCGGAUGUCGGAAGGAACUGGAAGCGGUUUCGUCAGCAGUUCGAGUUUUUUCUGCAAGCGACUGUAUGCAAAGCCAAUCCAAGGUCGGAAGCGGCGAAGACGGCCCUGUUCCUCGGCGUGGCGGGGGAGGAAGCCUUGGACGUUUUCAACAAUUUUGUGUUCAGCGGAGAAGAGAACAAGGAAGACUACAAUACCGUGAUUGCCAAGUUCGAAGAAUACUGCAUGGAGCAACAGAAUGAAAUGCACCAGCGAUACGUUUCCCGCUCUCGUAGUCAAGGGCGCGCUCCACGUGAAUGCAAGAUUGCGCUGCACAAGGAUGCCGUGCCAGUCAUCCAGCCAGCUAGAAGCGUGCCCCUGUUCCUGUGAGAGCCUCUCCGUACUGAACUGGGCAGAAUGGAAAAGGAUGGCAUCAUCCAGAAGGUCAGCAGCCCCACACAUUGGGACUCAAGGCAGCUACAGACACGAGUGACAUCGAGAUCCAUGCCAUCACGGUCGUAGCAGCACUCGUGGCCGGUCUCCUGGGGAACUGCUGCAAGGAAGGCGGCUGCGGACACCAGUGCCGGACUUCAAUCCAAUGUUGGCGACUGUCGUCAAGAAACACCGGCAGAGAAGUCGUCAUAGGCACACCUUACCAGGCCUCAGCAACAAUGACGCGGUACGCUUGAAUGGAACAUCAUGGGCCAGGAAAGCAAAGGUGGUCGGAUCGGCCAGCCCACAAUCCUUCUAUGUGCGCACAGAGAACAAUACUGUGCUGAGACGCAACCGUCGGCAUCUUCUGGCGACGAAGGAAUCGUAUGAGGUUGGCUCAUCAGACGACUAAGAUAUCACCGACAACCAGACCUCAUUUCAAGGUGUGGCUUCAACUACUACUGCAGCCUCGCCCUUAAUAGCUCCACAGCCGUCGCCUCAGCGAUUGCGACGCAGCCAACGACAGAUACGGCAGCCAGAGCGUCUGGGUUAUGACCAGCAGUUCCAGCAGAUGAGCCAGCGGUAUUAAUUUCGUCAUGUAAUUACUGUUUGGAAAGAGGAUGUAUCAUAUCUGAUGAAGGCGCAUGUGAUAUCUACAUGCACGAUUGUCACGUGCAUAUAUCCGCCCCUCAUUGUUACUAACCCUUUCCAUCUUCGACUAUAAAUAACGAUGCAGAAUAAAGGCGUGGGUGAUUUUGCUUCUUGACAACCCAGCUGUCCAGUCUGUUCGUUGCCAACGAGAACAAAACAACUUACACUCAGUCAUCUUAAAAUAAUGCUAGGAGUGUUAUUGCUCUCCCACUUACGAAUCCUCAUUAGUUAAUAUAUUGCACAUCACCGUUAUUCACAAUCGCAUGCGUUUCCCAUCAUCACCUGUUUUUUGACGGGAUACUUUCAUUUUACGAAUAUUAAAAGGCGCUUUCUACCAC